Messenger RNA from Anopheles stephensi (Asian malaria mosquito), 2812 nucleotides. It is a transcript of the gene Oseg5, whose product is annotated as intraflagellar transport protein 80 homolog. The transcript is spliced from 3 exons. Gene Ontology annotation, cellular component: centrosome; intraciliary transport particle B; cilium. Gene Ontology annotation, biological process: cilium assembly. Lineage: Eukaryota; Metazoa; Arthropoda; Insecta; Diptera; Culicidae. The record is from RefSeq and is a predicted model, not a curated record. Gene Ontology annotation, molecular function: protein binding. Bases 205 to 2475 code for a protein of 756 amino acids.
ACUAUAAAUUUACCACUAAUUUACAGUUAAAAUACUCUAAACAACUAAGUAGAAUGAGUAAAUGAAAAAAUCGUAUUUGUAUGUUUUUGUUCCUGUCGCCAUGGCAACCAAUAGUGCAACGGAACACAAACAAAAUUGCUCCAUCGGUUGUUUGGAAAAGCAUCGAAAGUUGGUACGAGGACAUUUUCUACAAGGACCGCAGAGAUGAAAUUCAAGACAUACAUUUCCAAAGAUUCCAAACUGAAGGAAGCCAUUGCUGCUCUGGGUUGGAGCAACAAUGAAGACAUCUACAGCUGUAGUGAGGAUCAGCAGGUGUACAAGUGGAGUUCGUCCAAUCGAGAAAUGGUACAGGUGGCUAAACUUCCCGAUGGAUUCGUGUCGACGGAUUUGCAUUGGCUUGUUGGCAAAGGGUCUGGUAUCGGUACGCCAGGCGCCAGUGCCGCAGGCGGUAGCAAAGGUGGCGAAUCCUUGCUGAUUGCCGGUGCAGAUGGACGGUUUGUGAUUUUAAAUAAAAGCGCACGAAUCGAACGGAAUGUUUCGGCGCACACCGGACCGAUUGUGGCUGCUCGCUGGAGCCCAGACGGUGCCGGGUUGCUCACUGCCGGCGAGGAUGGUAUCAUUAAAAUUUGGUCCCGAUCAGGAAUGCUUCGGUCGACAGUUGUGCAAAAUGAAGGGCAAAUUCGAUGCGCCAGAUGGUCCCCCAGCGCAACGGCUAUCGUGUAUUGUCAAGGGCCGUUCGUUGCUAUUAAACCGCUAGCUGCAAAUAGUAAGCUGACGAAAUGGAGAGCACACGACGGGUUGGUCCUGUGCCUUACGUGGUCCAACAAUACCAGUAUGAUCGGCACUGGUGGCGAGGAUUGUCGGUAUAAGAUUUGGGACACUCUAGGAACGAACAUCUACACAAGUGUGGCUGAUGAUUAUGCUAUCACAUCGAUGGAUUUUUGCCCGGACGGAGAAUUGCUAGCAAUCGGUGGAUUUAAUAUGCUGAAACUAUGCCAUUACACGGGGUGGAGCCACAGCAUCGUACGUUUCAAUCAGCAAGUGACAGGAUCGCUGUUCAACAUAGUGUGGUCGGCAGAUAGUACACAGAUCGCGUCUUCAACUAGCACUGGAUCCUUGCUGUUUGGGCACAUCAUCGAACGUGAGCUGCGAAAUCGGAACCUGAAGGCAAUAACCUCGGGUCGGAAAACGAUCCAGCUGCAAGACAUUGUCGCACGGACUAGUGACACGUUGGACUUUUCUGAGAGAAUCAUCAAAUGGGAGCUAGGAUACGGUCACUUGGUUGUAGCCACGGUUCAUCAAGUGCACAUCUUCAACGAGCAUUACAUAAACACACCGAUUAUCAUAGACGGUCGCAGCGAUAUUCGCAUCAUAAUGCUUGGGAAGAAACAUUUCAUUCUAGUUGACUACAACUCCAUUUGGAUUUACACCUACACUGGACGGCUACAUUUGAACCCCCGGUUUCCUGGAUCUCAGGCACAAAUACCGCACCUGAACGGUCGUUGCGUAUCGCUUGGAAUGGAUUCACUUGCUGUACGCGACCAUUCCGAUCAAACGAUCGUACAUGUGUUCGAUCUGCUACCCGGUGCCACACGCCAGGAAGAACCGCACACUAUCCACAGCAAAGCUCCCGUCAUCGAGGUGGCUGUAUGUCGUUAUGGCAAUCCAGACGAUCAGUAUCUCGUUUUUAUCGAUGCCAAUCAGGACCUGUACAUCACGAGCGUGCACAGUGGGCCGGAGUACGUGAUGCACAAAAUUGGAACCCAGGUUACAGCGACGAUGUGGUCAUCCGAUACUAACAUUUUAGUCGGCUUGCACGACCUCAGCUACAGUGUUUGGUACUGUCCCGGGGAGGCAUGCGGAGAUCCUACACUAAUAGCGCUGACUACCUUCACGUACGAUACAAGCGAAUUUGGGAAAAACAUCACUUUGGAGAACUUUGAAGGGGCAAACAUAACGUUCCGAAGCUCGGGUGCUAUUUUUACUGUGUCGGUGAAAACUUACUGUGUCAUUCUUCACAAACUGUUCGCCGAGAACCAGUGGGAACGUGCGCUAAAACUGUGCCGCCUGGCACAGAAUCAUCUACUGUGGGCAACGCUGGCAGCAAUGGCUUCCAAGCGCAAUCAGUUGGAAAUUAGUGAAGAAGCGUUCUCGGCAUCGUUACAAAUCGAUAAGGUGAACUACCUAAAUUAUAUCAAAUCGCUGCCACUUUCGAGCCCGGAACAUAUGGCAGAAAAUUCGAUUAUGAAUGGGCGCAUCCAAGAGGCUGAGAUCAUUCUCAUGCACAACAAGCGCAUCCCGGAAGCGGUUCGCUUUUGUCUGCGCAUGCACCGAUGGAAUAAAGCACUCGAGGUUGCGCUUAAACAUAGCGUCGAUGUGGAGUUGGUACUGGAGGAGCGCCGGAAAUACUUGCAAGCAUUGGAGCGAGAAGAAAACGAUCCACAGUUCCUGGCUUUAGAUGAACGUCUCGAUUAGCAGAGUGUAGUUAUUGCCACAGUUGCAACGUACCCUACCGUAAAAACAAAAUAAGAUGAAGAAUAUUAAAAUUUUACUUCAAUUUACUAAUUAUUUAGUAACAUUCUUCUUCUUUGCUUGCCAACUUGCUGGAUCAUGCUGACCGGUUAUCUAUUAGCUUUCUAGACACUCACUACGGGCGGACGUUCCGGAUAGUUCGAUCGUGUGAAGACCGGCGCCGUUAUCGUUUCGACCAUCGGACUAGCCUUCGAUAGUUGCUACAUACAACGGAAUUGUUUAAUUUUUGUCAAUAUUUGAAUACAUUAUUUUAUCACUAGUGGCAAUGGACCGAGUUUAC